Molecule: messenger RNA, 897 nt
Organism: Lingula anatina
Lineage: Eukaryota; Metazoa; Brachiopoda; Lingulata; Lingulida; Lingulidae
Product: ral guanine nucleotide dissociation stimulator-like 1
Biological process (GO): Ras protein signal transduction
Cellular component (GO): plasma membrane
Molecular function (GO): guanyl-nucleotide exchange factor activity
Source: RefSeq, a predicted model, not a curated record
AUGUCCCACUACAUAUUGCCACACCCUCUAUAUAUCACAGUCCAGGGGACAGUGCCAUACCUGGGGACCUUCCUCACUGACCUCACCAUGAUUGAUACAGCCACGCCUGACCUGUCAGAGGACGGACUCAUCAACUUUGAGAAAAGACGAAAAGAGUUUGAAGUGCUGGCACAGAUCCGACUCUACCAAUCAGCGGCACAUAUAUAUAACCUGCAGCCAAACGAGAGGUUUAUGGUCUGGUUUAGUGGAGUUCGAGUUUAUAAUGACAACGAAAGCUAUGAAUUAUCUUGUGCCAUAGAACCCGCAGACUCUCCAGCUCAUGGGAAACUGAAGAAAAAAGCAAGUGCCCUAUCAUGUGUGAGUGGGCUGAUGAGGACACCAAGCAUGGGUUCUAACUCUUCACUAAAUCAGGACUCCAGAUCCUCUGACAGCAGCAGUCUGGCUGAUUCUCUGUCUCUCCUAUCUACGUCUCAGAUCUCCACGGAUUCUCAACUGAAAUCUCCUCUCUUGUCUCCCGGUGAUAUCACAGAGUUUAAAUCUCCCGAUGCCUGUGUUAUUAAAGUCAAACUUGACACAGGGACCGAGGAGGAUACUAGUCUCUACAAGUCCAUCAUGCUUGGCAAUGGAGACCAUACGGGUGUUGUUAUCAAGAAAGUGUUGGAGAAAUACAAUCUUGAAGCUGACAAUCCAACUGACUACAGCAUAUACCAAGUCCUGCCAGAUGGGGAUCUACACAUCCCUGAUAAAGCCAAUGUGUUCUAUGCCAUAAAUAACAAUGUCAAGGAACUGAGAUUUAUGGUUUGCAGAAAAAGCCUAGUUCCUGCUCAUAUGACCAUGCCUUACAGAGGUAAACGGACUUCCAAUAAGAACAAAAUGAAGAAGAAAAACUCCUUAUAG